CAUGGUUAUGUUUGCAGGUGCUACUUUGUUCAAAAUGUUAUAAAUAAAUGUCUUUACACUGUUAUCAUUUUGAUUUUAGCUUGGCGCUAAAAAGGGUCUUGGUGCCCAGAAGGUGAGCAGCAAGAGCUUCACUGAGGUGGAAAAACAAGCUCAGGUGGCAGAGAAAAUGAGAGCGGAACAGGCCACUGAGACCAAGAAACAAGCCGAAGACUCCAUAGUGGCCUCGAUGCGACUGGCCUACAAAGAGCUGGAGAUUGACAGGAAGAUGGAGGAGAAGAAACUGAAGAACCUAGAGGGCAAGAAGAAGGAACAGGCGGAGAGGCUGGGCAUGGGAUUCGGCAACAGGAGUGCCGUGUCUCAUUCCGUGAUGGCUGAAAUGCAGGUGAUCGAGCAGGAGACCCCGGUCAGAGUCAAGUCCUCUUCUCGCUCUAAGCUGGACAUGUUUGAUGAGCCCGGGUUCACCUCUGGACCACCAAAGUACAAGGACAACCCUUUCACAUCAGGAGACAGCUUUGGUUCACGGUGGGACAAUGAUGGAGGAUCCUCGUUCUCUUCCUGGGCUCUGGAAAAAGAGGAGCCUAAAGACAGUGAGGUCACCAUCUCAAGCAUCCAGCCAAUCGGAGAAAG
Sinocyclocheilus grahami is the source of this 627-nucleotide messenger RNA. RefSeq names its product ADP-ribosylation factor GTPase-activating protein 2-like. The record is from RefSeq and is a predicted model, not a curated record. NCBI's taxonomy places the organism in Eukaryota, Metazoa, Chordata, Actinopteri, Cypriniformes, Cyprinidae. The transcript is spliced from 4 exons. The annotation marks the transcript as partial.